This is a messenger RNA of Lolium rigidum, 2148 nucleotides long. RefSeq names its product protein ROLLING AND ERECT LEAF 2-like. The record is from RefSeq and is a predicted model, not a curated record. The coding region runs from base 1 to 2148 and encodes 715 amino acids. The transcript is spliced from 5 exons. NCBI's taxonomy places the organism in Eukaryota, Viridiplantae, Streptophyta, Magnoliopsida, Poales, Poaceae.
AUGGGCUCAUGUGCCUCGAAGCAAGACCGCGACACCGCAAUGCAGCUGUGCAAGGGUCGGCUGAAACACAUUCAGCAGGCAAUUGAUGCAAGGUACGCCCUUUCGGCGGCUCAGCUGUCAUACGAGCAAUCUCUGCGCAAUGUCGGCGCUGCUUUGAAGGAGUUUGUAGAAUCGCAUCACGAGGGUGCUCCGGAGAAGUCUCCUCGCUCUUCGUGUGCUUUACCAUCCCCAUUGCGACCUGCUGACAGUGCUAUCACUCCACCACCACCAGUACCCCGGCGUUCUGAUGUUAGCCGCCUGAGGUCAGCGGCAAGCGCAUCCUUGACAGUGACAUUCAGCCCAAGCGAUGCUAGCUUUGUCAAAGAAGGGCAGCCCGUUUCUACUUCCUUUUCACCACCGCUGCCAUCAGAGGUUUGCUCCUCAUGGGAUUUCUUUGAUCCAAAUGUUGUGGAUCAGCACGCUGCAUCCCAUGUCUCAGAUGAUAGCCAGAGCGGUUGCAUGAGAAAUUUGGAGGAUUGUGUCCAGGGAGAUGAAAAGGACUUAGCUUCGUCGAUCAGCAACACAAGUCCAGCAGCUGAGGUGCAAGAACAGCUGGGAGCAUAUGGAUGUAAAGAAGCCGAUGACGAUUCAAACCAUCAUAGGUUGAAUCACAGUGAUUGUAAUGAAAUUGAGAUUGUUGAUGUGCAUUUACCAAAUGACUCAAACCUAGAGAAAGGACCUGAUCAAGUUCAGAAACAGUCUGUAGAGGGGCAGAAUCCUACCAGUAUUAGCAAUGAUAUAGAAAAUGAAGCCCACCAUGUAGACAAGGUUAACGCACCCGAGCGAUCAUGCAGUGAAGAAGAGAAGGGCAGUUCCAUCACUAGCAGCUCAAAAGAUUUUCUGUCCGAUGUAAAAAAACUUGAUCGCCAAUUUGCAAGGGCGGCUGAGUCUUGCCAUGAGGUCUCUAGGAUGCUUGAGACAAGGAAGAUUCGACUUAGUGUUUCUACCAAGAUAACAGGGAAACCAUCAGGUGCACUUUCUAUGUCAGUAUCCUUGAUCUGUUGCAGUGCUGGAAAUGUAGCAUCCCAUGAAUCAGAGCAGCAUGUCACAAAAGUGAUCACUUGGAAUCGCUCGCUUUCAUCACGAUCAUCUUCAUCUAAGAAUCCAUUCAUUUCAGCUCAAAAGGAGGCGGAUGACCCUGCAGAUAGCUGUAGCGAUUUCGUUGAAGAGUUCUGUAUGAUUUCAGGAAGCCAUGCAUCCUCUUUAGAUAGACUCUAUGCUUGGGAAAGAAAAAUUUAUGAUGGGUUAAAGAAUAGCGAAUCAAUCAAGAAGAUAUACGACAAAAAAUGCGCUCAGUUGACCCAUCAGUCUGCAAAGGAUGGGAAUGCCAGGCAAGUUGACAGAACCCGGGCUACUAUCAAAGAGUUGUAUUCGCGACUCAUGGUAGGUAUUGAAGUACUAUACUCUAAUUCAAAAAUAAUUGAGAAGUUACGAGACGAAGAGUUGCAGCCCCAACUUCUUGAAUUACUACAAGGGCAGACACGCAUGUGGAGAAUGAUGCAGGAAGUUCACCAAAUGCAGCAUACCAUCAUCUCUCAGGCAGAUGCAAAGAUCUCAGCUGUAUCUCCUUCAAGCGAGUCGCAGAAACAUACCAUGAUGAACCUUAUCACUGAACUGGGAUUCCUCCACUCCAGUUUGGCAAGCUGGGCUGAUGCUUACAAAAACUAUGUGGGUGGUCUCCACUCCUGGCUGCAGAAAUGUGUGGUACAACCACGAGAUCGCGCACGGGGAAGAAGGUUAACCCUCUCACCUCGCCAACACCUUGCUCCACCCCUAUUUGUUCUCUUGGAAGACUGGUCCUCAGGAAUGACAUCGCUCCCUUCUGAAGAAUCAUGCGGUUCCAUCAAGAACCUUGCAGCGGAUCUCAAGAAAAUGUACAAGCAGCAGACGGCGAAGAAGAGAUCUUCAGACACUGGAGCAGAGGACAAAAAUGCAGAGCAUGGCAAAUCUGACACCGAAGCAAAGCUGGCAACCCUGCAGGGAGGCCUGACCACAAUGUUCGAUCGACUCUCAAAGCUCUCAGACGCCAUGGCCAGCCUAUCUGAAAAUGUGGAACGAGAGGCGGAGAUUGCCCGAGAAGCGUAUAUGACCGGUCCUCGGUCAGGGUAA